Molecule: messenger RNA, 1549 nt
Organism: Prorocentrum cordatum
Lineage: Eukaryota; Dinophyceae; Prorocentrales; Prorocentraceae
Source: the annotation of a GenBank genome assembly
GAUUCUCAGAGAUUUCGAGUUAUCCCGAUCCGAUGUUGUCCCGAUCUUCGCGUCGUUUUAAGAAGGGGAGGCGGGGAAAACUGACAGACGAGACGGCCUGCCUGUCUGGCCCCCCCUGCGUGGCUGUCCUGCCUGGCCUGCCCGCCUGGCCUGGCUGAUGGGGCCUCGCGGAACCGAGGGGCACAUGCGAUGCGCUGCGCCUUGGCCCUCGCGGCGCUCGCCGCGCCCCGCGGCGCCGCCGCGGAGGUGGAGCCCCCGCGGGGCCCGGUGCCCGACCUGCGUGCCGCUUUGGAGCGCUGGAGUCGCCCGAGGAGUGGCGGCGCACGGCGUUGCCGGCCACGCCCGAGGACUGGCGCCCGCUGCAGCGACGGUACCUCGCCGUGGCCAGGGAGGCGCUGGAGGGCGGCGGCGACGGGCCAGCCACGUGGACACGCCCGUCGAUGCCUGUGCCCCUCAGCCUCGGCGGCGACGAACAACAGGCGCGGAUGUUCAAUCGGUCCCGCCGGCUCGAGGAGUCGGGGGCCCCCGCGUGGGCCGUGCUGAUGAGCAGCGCCGUGGUGGCGAUCGCCGACCUCGCGUUGACCGCGCGCGUCUGGUGCGCCACCGGGCGCGGCAAAGAGCUGCUGGACGCCUGGGGCGCGGGGUGGCAGCUGCUGCUGCGGCGGCUCCGCGGCGCGGCGCGUGCGCUGCCGCACGUGGAGGGCCACACCGUGUCCGCCCUCGGCACCACGGCCGCGGACGUGGUCCGGGAGGCCCUGCCGCAGGAGUUGCUCGUGCCGCUCACCGCGCUGGCCGCGGGCAAGUGCAGCAUCGACCGCGGCAUCUCGGUCGCGGAGCUGACCCUCGUGACCUUCGAGGCCCACGUCGAGGCCGCCCUCUUCCUGGGCGAGGAGGCGGCGCGCUUUGGCACCAGCCGCGUGGCCCGCGCGCAGUUCCACCGCGACGCCGCCGACGCGGGGCUCGAGGCCGCCGUGCUGCACCGGGCCGACGUGCUGCUCUGGGCGCUGUCGCGCGCGGGGGUCGCCCGCGCCGGCGGGCCCGUGCGCGUGGCUGAGGUCGGCGUCGACAUGGCAGACUGCUCGGCCCGGCUGCUCAGCGCACGACCUGGAGUGGGUCGGCGUGGACAUGCGGGAGGCUGGGCUCGCGGGCCCGGCUUGUGGUGGCCGACUCGGCGGCCGCCGCGAAGCAUUGGGGCCCCGGCCAUUUCGACCUGGUCUUCGUCGACGCCAACCACGCCGAGGACGACGCGGCCGCCGCGGACCUGGCCGCCUGGGCGCCCAAGGUGCGCGCCGGGGGCGUCGUCGCGGGCCACGACUACUGCCGCGACUUCCCCGGCGUCAUCCAGGCGGCCCACCAGGCGCUGCCGCUGGGCGCGACGUUGCACCUGGGCCCCGACUCGGUGUUCUGGUGGUACGCGCCAGCCGGAGACGAGCCUUUGCCCCAAGAAACUGCUCGCCAGGAGGCUUCAGCAUGAGCAGGAGAUUCGCUCCAGGAUGCUCGCCGUUUUCGGAUUGCUUGAGACCCUUCCUGGGCCCCAGGGCCGUCAAAG